GAACCACAAUGGCAUCAGUAGAAAGGAGAGGGAAAGGAAGUGAAGUGGGGUUCUUUUUCUUUCUUUGAGAGGGGGAGAGAAGAAAAGCCCCUGCUCUUUCUCCUCUUGAGCUCAUCUUCUGCCUUCUUGCUAGUUUUAAGGACUGUUCUUGUUUUGAGGUAGAGAGAUGGCAGGCCAUCAUUCAUUGGAUUGGGCCUUCAUCAUUGGAGUCCUAGGAAAUGUCAUCUCCUUCCUGGUCUAUCUUGCUCCAGUGCCUACAUUCUAUAAGGUAUAUCGAAAGAGAUCGACGGGAGGAUUCCAAUCAGUGCCUUAUCUGGUUGCAUUGUUCAGUGCCAUGCUGUGGAUCUUCUAUGCAUUUGUCAAGACUAAUUCCGUCCUACUAGUUACCAUUAAUUUGAUAGGCUGUGCCAUUGAGACCAUCUACAUUGUGAUGUACCUUGCCUACGCUCCAAGACCUGCUAGGAUCUUCACCGCAAAAAUAAUCUUGCUCUUGAAUGUGGGACUUUUUUCUUUGAUCCUUCUCUCCACUCUCCUGCUGCCGAAAGGCUCCAAUCGCCUGAAAGUUCUUGGCUGGAUCUGCAUGUGCUUCUCUGCUUCCGUCUUCGCCGCUCCUUUGAGCAUCAUUAGGCAAGUUAUUCGCACAAGGAGUGUAGAAUACAUGCCAUUCAUGCUGUCAUUCUUCCUCACCAUAAGUGCAGUGGUAUGGUUCUUCUAUGGUCUACUUACUAAAGACCCAUAUGUCAUGUUUCCAAACGUUUUGGGAUUCACCUUCGGGGUGGUACAGAUGGUGCUCUACGUGAUCUACAAGUACAUGGUCAGGAAGGUGGUGGUAGAGCCCGCGGUGGCCAAGGACGUACUCGUCAUCAACUUAGAAAAGGCUGGAGUGGAGCUGCAGGUGACCGCAGAGGAGAUCGGUGACGGUGAGAGAGAGUUGAAGGCAAAUGAAGGGACCAAUGGUGGCAAAAAGGGGAAGAUGGGAGAGGAGGAGGGGCUUGAGAUAAGCCCGGCGUGAUACUUGGUAGUGGCCGGAGCAAUGAUGGAGUGUGAUGGAGUGUGACUCCCUUUGGCAGUGAGGCACUUCACACAUGGUUUCACUUCAUUGGAGACUUUAUAACAUCCUUCUAUAUAGUUUGCUGCGCAGAGAGGGGAAGUGGGGUGGGAGAAGUGGAAGCCAAUCUUUCAGUUCUCUCAUCACCCCUUGUACACCCCCUCCAUCUCUAGUUUAUUAGGUUCUAGUCAAGAGUGAUGUGCUAAGGUGCAUGCUCUUACAUAUGUGCUUGGGGAAAAAAGGUGUGCUCUUAAGCUAUUGCCGUUAAAAGCCAAAAAAAGCUUGAAGCUUUUAUAUCCAUCUCUUUUGGCAUUAACCAAGUAAUUUUACAUCAAAGACUUGUUUUAUGCAAAA
Molecule: messenger RNA, 1402 nt
Organism: Elaeis guineensis (African oil palm)
Lineage: Eukaryota; Viridiplantae; Streptophyta; Magnoliopsida; Arecales; Arecaceae
Product: bidirectional sugar transporter SWEET13
Biological process (GO): carbohydrate transport
Cellular component (GO): membrane
Molecular function (GO): sugar transmembrane transporter activity
Source: RefSeq, a predicted model, not a curated record